Messenger RNA from Naegleria lovaniensis, 1185 nucleotides. RefSeq lists its product as uncharacterized. The coding region runs from base 1 to 1185 and encodes 394 amino acids. The transcript has a single exon. The record is from RefSeq and is a predicted model, not a curated record. Lineage: Eukaryota; Heterolobosea; Eutetramitea; Acrasida; Naegleriidae.
AUGAUUAAGCAUGUCGAAAAAUUAAGAUUCAAAGUCGAGCUGGGCACCUAUCCAAACCCACCUCAACAUAAUAAGGCAACAUUGCACAUGCUCCAAAUCGUUCUGGGAACUACAUACUUUAAAGUACCAGAACUUGACAAGUUCUAUCAUCAAAAGAAAGGUAUUCCAAUGGGAACCAACGCAGCUCCAAACAUUGCAAAUCUCACUCUUUGUUAUUAUGAAUUGGAAUGGACUAGUCAUGACCAAGACGCUCUUGGAAAAUUGAGAAAUAACAAAUUACAUCUUGAGAGAUAUAUUGAUGACAUCUUCACAAUUCACUUCCAUCGUGUAAAUGAAGGAAGACGUGGUCAACUUCAGAAAUAUAUCAGAAAUCUCAAGAGAUAUUAUCCAAAAUCGCUAAUUCUCAAUGACGCAUCCACAGAUUCAUUCCUUGAUAUCAAAUUCUUUUUCAGUCCUCAAAAUGAUGAAUCCGAACCAUUUCGAAUUGAAACAACAACACAUCAAAAGGAACUCAAUUUAUAUCAAUAUACAAGAAAAGAUUCUUGUGCAGCUCCUGGUGUUGUAAAGGGACUCAUUAAUGGAGAAUUGAUUAGAUAUGCAAAGAGAUGUUCAACAUUUGAACUAUGGGUUGGAAUUAGAGAUCGUUUCAAGGAGAGACUUCACAACAGAGGAUACUCCUACAAAUUUAUUAAUAAGUGUAUGAAACAUCUCAAUUAUUUUACUCUCAAGAGGAAAUAUCCUCUAAAUUCAACUUCCAUUGAAGUGAAAAUUGAGAGAGCAAGAUCACAAUUGUUUCUUCAUGAACAGAAACCUCCACCAGUUUGGAGAGUGGUCUUUAAGGGAACUGACAAUCAUAUUCCUUAUAGGAAAAUUCUCAAUCAUGUAUGUGAGGGUAUUACAUUUGUGAAUGAUCCUUCAAAAGUGAUCAUUUGUAAUAUCAGAAUGCCUACAAUUAUUGAAUUGCUCAGAGCAUUUCAAAAGAAGAUUGAAUUCUUCAAAUAUCUCAAUCCUGAUUGUACUCAACAACAGAUUGAUACACAAUUUUAUAAGUUCAUUGCUAACAAAUUUUUAGCUUUGAAAAGAGGAACUCACCUCAACAAGAUUACACAACGAAGGGUUGGAGGAAAGGAUCUUUUGGAGGAUCUUAAACCCCCAGCACCCCAGCGAACCCUCCAACCCCACUAA